This is a messenger RNA of Rhinocladiella mackenziei CBS 650.93, 561 nucleotides long. RefSeq names its product ubiquitin-conjugating enzyme E2 8. The record is from RefSeq and is a predicted model, not a curated record. Gene Ontology annotation, molecular function: ubiquitin conjugating enzyme activity. Gene Ontology annotation, cellular component: nucleus. Bases 1 to 561 code for a protein of 186 amino acids. NCBI's taxonomy places the organism in Eukaryota, Fungi, Ascomycota, Eurotiomycetes, Chaetothyriales, Herpotrichiellaceae. Gene Ontology annotation, biological process: protein polyubiquitination; ubiquitin-dependent protein catabolic process. The transcript is spliced from 4 exons.
AUGAGUAGUCCGAAGCGGAGGAUAGAGACGGAUGUGAUGAAGCUCAUGAUGAGCGACUAUGAAGUGACAUUGGUCAAUGACAACAUGCAGGAAUUCUAUGUCAUCUUCAAAGGCCCUUCGGAAACACCUUUCGCUGAAGGCAAAUGGAAAGUCCACGUUGAGUUACCCGAUCAAUACCCGUACAAGUCUCCCUCAAUUGGCUUUGUCAAUAAGAUAUUCCAUCCAAAUAUCGAUGAGGGGUCGGGUUCAGUGUGCUUGGAUGUCAUCAACCAGACAUGGUCACCAAUGUUCGACAUGAUCAACAUCUUCGAAGUUUUCCUGCCUCAACUUUUGAGAUAUCCCAAUCCCACCGAUCCGUUGAACGGAGAAGCCGCUGCGUUGCUGAUGAGGGAACCUAGAAGCUACGACGCGCGGGUCAAAGAAUAUAUCAACCAGUACGCCACGAACAUUCACGAUGACGCAGAUGAAGACGAAGGCGAGACGGAUGGAGAGCUGAGCGAAGUAGAAGACUUCAAUAGCGACGGAGAGGACGAGCCAGCUGGGACGAUGGAGGAUGUAUGA